GGCGCAGGUGGUAAGGGAAAGGACUCGGGAGCACUGCUGACGUACGCACCGCAAACAAGCCAAGGACCCAGUGGCGCACCGGUGUUGGUUACCAACAAGGGGACGAGACUGAGAAUCAAACCACCUGCUCCUCCUGCUACUGCACCAAUCGAAGAGCCCUCUGGGCGUCAGCAGCGGACCCGUGGGCACGAUAGGCAAGGAGAGAUGGUUGAACAUGAGCGCGAGUCGUCCCUCUCCCCUGUCCAGUCACCUAUUGGGGUUAGUGGACUGGAAGGCGGAUACCAAGGUAAUGGAAGCACGGUGUCUGCCUUGCGAGCACACACACCUCCCCCCGGUUCGGCAUCCACGUCGCGGCCAUCGGAUUCUAUUCCGACGCCGACCUCGACUUCAGCAUCGCGCUCGUUCGAUCCUAUCUCUACACCGUCUUCGUCACGUCCUCUCGACAUGUCCUCUCGCUCAGAGACUAUGUCUAGCUCCCGUCCGUCUGACCUACAGCGACAUGCGAAACCUAAGCGGUUAAAAGCUCACACAGUGACGUCCAAGUCAUUUUCGAUACCAACAGUACCGCGAGAUAAAAGCGGGCGGCCUUUACUGCCGCUCAACGUAGGGAUUAUGACUGUGUUGAACCUAGGAGACGUGUGUAUGCGUGAGCACUUUCAUACCGAGAGGUACAUCUUUCCUGUGGGGUAUGAAGUGACGAGGAGGUAUUUGUCGACGGUGGAUCCGACCCAGGAAGUGGUUUACCAGUGUAGCAUCCUUGAUGGCGGGGAUGGACCCAAAUUCCAAUUGGUACCCUCUGAUGCGCCGGAGAGGCCAGUAAUCGCAGGUACAGCUACGGGAGCAUGGUCGAGUAUCGUGAAGCAGGCGAACGCGAUCAGGAACAGGCAGCAUAGUAAUAGCGUGUCUGGCCCAGACUUUUUCGGAUUAGGACAAAAUACGAUCAAGCAUCUAAUUCAGGAGCUCCCUGGUGCAGAUCGUUUGAGAGACUAUGUAUGGCAGAAUUUUGUGGAGGGAGGACCUCUAGGUGGUAGGCACGCAGCCGUCAUACCUGCACUACCUGAAGAUUACGACGCUGCUACCAAUGGUGGGUCGACGCCUGGACCACCGGCCUCUGCAGCACAUGGAUAUAUUGACUCGCAUAACUACUCCGACGCACAUCCGCCAUACCCCGACGGACAAUUUUCGCAGCAAUCGCAUUACGCCGAUGCGCAGGUACACCCAAAUUAUGCAGAUGCGCAUGUAGAGGAUAGGCUCACUCCACCAUAUCACCUUCUACCGCCGCAAGCACAUCCUCACGGACAAGCACAGACUAUAGUGCUUCCCCCUCCUACAGCUGAAACUUUGAAUAUACACGAAUAUCACCACCCUCCUGCAUCCACGAAGGAGAGGGCGCAUGGUCAUGGGUAUGGCAAAGGAAAGGAGGACGCUCAUAUUCAUGGACAUGGGCACGAUACACGAUCGAGGCGCGCAUACACGCCUCAACCUCAGCACCACCAUCAAGCACAGCAUUCUCACCCACAGCCGCAGCACCCUUAUCAAACUCCUUCGCAACAGUCGCAACAGCACUCCCCAUAUCUAUCGAACACUGAACCUGUACCCGUACCUGCUACAUUUGCUAGUAUUAUGAAUGCGUAUCCUGCGCCUGGGCCUCCCUCCGGCCCUGGUUCUUCACCUGUCAUUCACACUUCUGCUCCUUCGCGAGGAAGGCAGACCGGGAGUGAAGACUCGAGAGAAGAGGUUGAGAGCGUGGUAGAGUAAAUGGGCUAGAACGUUUUCUUGAAGCUUCAGGCUUGAAAAUACUUGUACACUGAAUCACUCCGUCUCUGCUAUAUCUUGUUGUCGUCGGAAUUGUUUUGCUUUUACGCCUCUGGCUUAUAUUUUCUGUUCUUUUGGUUAUUAUGACGGUUCCAUCUCAUUUCUCGUCUAUCAUAUGUUGGCCUUGGCUCCAUCUUUUUAUGCGGUUGUUCCUUCCGGCCCUUUUGAUUUGUCCUUGGUUCCUAGCUUUUGGUCUCGAUAUUUCCACUCCCAGUGCUUAAUACUUUGUGUUGCAUCACCUUGUGACGUUAAGGACAUCCUAAGCUGAGUCAUUGAUUCCCACACUUCAUGUUCACUAUACUAUGCCUUGCAGCACACCUCGUCUCUACUAUUAACCCUCGUCUGCCCCCUUCAGAGUUGCGCCCACGCUAGUCUGGAAUGUUUUCAUGAUGUGACGUUGGGUAAAUUCCAACUCAAAGAGGGCAAGGCAGCAAGACAUCCAACUUCCUUGGGAACGACGCAGAAAUGCUACUUUUUGCUGACCCAGGUUCUUGGCUCUGCUUGAUAGUGACAUGCGGGGCGAGAUGAAGAGUGUAGAGUGGAAAAAACCGAUGUCCCAAUAUUCCUUACGCUUGCGCGGAGAAAUCAUUGGAGUCGAAGGCCGGUUUUUUUUACCAAGCUUCUGUGGGGACUCCUACCUUGCAAGGCACGUGCUGGUAUCGGAGUAGUAUAUGAGGCUGACAUUUUCUGGAUGUUGAUUCUGGGUGCUAUUGGGUCUAUAUGCGCAAGAUGUAUUCUACGAAGUCUCCAAUAUACUUCCCUGAUAUACUAGGAAUGUCGUAGUCUCGAACCCAGAAGCUAGGGCUCUGUUCCCACCCGUCUGG
Messenger RNA from Serpula lacrymans var. lacrymans S7.9, 2639 nucleotides. RefSeq lists its product as uncharacterized. NCBI's taxonomy places the organism in Eukaryota, Fungi, Basidiomycota, Agaricomycetes, Boletales, Serpulaceae. Gene Ontology annotation, biological process: regulation of cell cycle. Gene Ontology annotation, cellular component: nucleus. Bases 205 to 1758 code for a protein of 517 amino acids. The record is from RefSeq and is a predicted model, not a curated record. The transcript has 3 exons.